Purpureocillium takamizusanense is the source of this 1251-nucleotide messenger RNA. Its product is annotated as 5'-nucleotidase. Lineage: Eukaryota; Fungi; Ascomycota; Sordariomycetes; Hypocreales; Ophiocordycipitaceae. The record is from RefSeq and is a predicted model, not a curated record. Gene Ontology annotation, molecular function: hydrolase activity. Bases 1 to 1251 code for a protein of 416 amino acids. The transcript is spliced from 3 exons.
AUGAAGUUCCUCUUCCUGGCCGUCGUGGCGCUUUGCCAUCUCGAGUUGGCUGCCGCCGUCAUCGGGGCCUGGCCGCGACCAGAAGAGACGAAGAGAGGGAGAGAGGAGAGGUCCAAGAAAAGGGACGAGGAGAAGAAACAGCGACAGGAAGCCAAGAACAAGGGCAAAGAAAAGCCGCCACCCAAGGACCCGGAAAAGACUUACAUCCUGCAAUCCAACGCUGACGGCUGGGCCGAGUUGAGCAUCCGACUCCUCAAUGACGAGCUGCGGGCCCGGGGGCACGAUCCGUUCCUGGGCGCCCCUGCUGAGGACGUGUCUAGGGUUUCCAGAUGGGACAAGGACAAUAACAAAGUGCGGCCCAGGACCAAACCGUGCCACUACAACAGCUGCCCGGCUGACACGGGCCUUGAACAUGGCUACAACUCGACCAGCCCGCACCUCGCGUGGAUAAAUGGGGGGGCCAGGGAUUCACUGGACCGGGCGUUUUACGUUCUCUCAAAGGACUAUUGGGCGUGGCCUGAGGGCAAACGGAGGGGCAUGUGGCCGGACGUGGUCGUCUUCGGGCCCAACGUGGGGAGCAUUCUGGGCCCCACGGCCACCGACCGAUUCGUCACGCCCGUUUGCCGCGGAGCGCACGAAUGUGUCUUUUGGGGCGAUACACCGGCCAUUGUCUUCUCGAUGAACACCACCUUGCGUUUGCCAUGGAACAGGGAGCCUGUGCCGGAGAGCACGCGUCUGUGGGCCGAGCUGUCUGCCAUGAUCACGCACAGGCUGAUGGAGACGAGCAAGAAGAAGAAGGCCAGGAGCGGGAAGAAAUGGGACACGAUCCCGCGGGGUCCAUGGCUCAACGUCAACUACCCCAAGUACGACAAGGCCUCCUGUAGCAAGCCAUCUGACGUCAAGUUCAUCAUGACGCGCGUCGACAAACCGCCAAAGGAAGCUGAUAAGGACAUCGACUGGUGCGGUACGACGAUGCGGCCUCUGGAGAAAGUCAUUCACGGGCUCCCCGGCUGCUUUGCUACCAUAAGCUUUGUCACACUCAAGCAUUCCGACAAAAAGACGAGGCAUGGUGCAGAAGAAGACUUGUUGGAAAGGCUCAAGGACAUAAUGAGCUGCCCGCCCGAGAAGCCGGCCCCCACGCGUCCGCGCACUAGCGGUGCGCCCCAGGCGGCUACUACUAACAGCAGUGCGCGGGCGUCGAAUUGGGGAACUCAACACGUCGAGGACGAUUUGCGAGGCGGCUGCCGCUGA